AUGAAUUUACUUCGAUCCUGUAUUGAUAUCGAUUCUAUUCGACUGGGUAGGAAGCUCAGUCAAUACGUAUUGAUCCGCUUUAAAAAACCAGGUACAAUUUUUGGUUUUCCAAUUACAACAGCCUCUGUAGCUGAAAAAAUUAAAAAGACACUUCACAGAUUAGAAAAGAAGAUAAAUGAGGGACUCUCGACAUUUAAUUUUAGAGAGCCUAGCUUAGAGGAAGACUGGCUCUUGCGUAGACGACUCAAAUUCUUCACUAACAAGAGGGAGACUGGCUCUUGCGUCGUCGACUCAAAGAUAUAUGGAAGAGAUGAUGAGAAAGAGAAGUUAGUCAAACUGUUACUAUCUUCGGAAACAUCCCAGGAUGAAUAUGCAACUUGUAUACCAGUAAUUGGUAUUGGAGGAAUUGGCAAGACAACUCUUGCUCAAUUGGCAUAUAACGAUGAGAGGGUACUCCAACAUUUCGACUCUAGAAUAUGGAUUUUUGUUUCUGAGGAUUUCAAUGUCAAGACGAUUAUGAAGACAGCCAUUGAGUGUGCAACAGAGGAUGAAUGCAAGUUGUCGGAGAUUGAACUACUUCAGUCUCGGCUUUCGAAAUUGCUACAGAAGAAAAGAUGCCUGAUUGUGUUGGAUGAUGUUUGGACGGAAGACCAGGAUGAUUGGGACAAAUUAAGACCUUUGUUUAGAGGGGGUCUUGAUGGAUGUAAAAUCAUUGUCACCACCCGCAGUCAAAAAAUUCCAUUCAUGAUGGACUUCCCAAAUUCACCAUUUUAUUUAAAUGGUUUGAAGGAUGAUGAUUGCUGGUCCUUGUUCAAGCAUCGCGCAUUUGGAUUUGGAGAAGAAGAGAAGUAUCCAAAUCUUACACGGAUUGGAAAGGAGAUUAUCAAAAAAUUUGGAGGAGUGCCGUUAGCUGCAAAAACUUUGGGAAGCUCAAUGCGCUUGAAAAGAGAAGAAAAACAGUGGUUAUUUAUGCGAGAUUGUGAACUCUGGGAAUCAGAUGAAAGCCAACAUAAAGUUUUCCCUGCCCUGAUGUUGAGUCUUACCCCACAUCUUAGACAAUGCUUUGCAUUCUUCUCAUUAUUUCCCAAAAAUUAUGAGUUCAAGAAGCAGAAGUUGAUUCAUCUAUGGAUGGCAGAAGGCUUCAUUCCAAAAGAAGGAAGCAAGAGGCCUGAAGACAUUGGUGAGGAAUACUUUUCCGAAUUGUUGUGGAUAUCUUUCUUGCAAGAAGUACGGCUACAUGACGGUGGAGAAACAAUUGGAUACAAGAUGAAUGAUAUCAUUCAUGAUCUUGCACGAUAUGUUGCAGGAAAAGAAUAUGUGGUACUUGAACAGGGUCGGCCACAAAAUUGGUCACCAGCAGAGAUUCGUCACGCAUCUGUUGUUUAUAGAUAUGGUGCAAGAAUUACAAUUCCAGAAACUCUAUAUGAAGCAGAACAUUUGCGAACUCUCUUAUUGAUUGGAGAUUCUGGCUCAUUACAGAACGGAGAUAAAAUUUAUUCAAGUUUUGAGUACUUGCGAGUGCUAGAUCUCAACAACUGUGAUCUUGUUGAUCUGCCGAAUUCCCUUGGUGAUUUGAUAUGUUUGAGACCUUAA
Molecule: messenger RNA, 1593 nt
Organism: Prunus dulcis (almond)
Lineage: Eukaryota; Viridiplantae; Streptophyta; Magnoliopsida; Rosales; Rosaceae
Product: disease resistance protein RGA2-like
Exons: 2
Coding region: 1-1593 (530 amino acids)
Biological process (GO): defense response to other organism
Molecular function (GO): ADP binding
Source: RefSeq, a predicted model, not a curated record